CAUUAUGUAGCCUAUUGGCCAUUGAUAUUGAAACUAGUGAAAAUUAUUGAUCAUUGAGUGAUAUACUAAUGUUAAUUGAUUAAAUACCUUUUAAGGUGCAUUUUGGAUUAUCUCCGGUCAAUCAACAGAAACUACAGCCCCCAUAGUUCCUUGCAAAAUCUCACAGACUCAGUUGCUCUGAAAUGCAUUCAACUGAACAACAGCGCGCACACGAGUUCAGUCAGAAGAAUUUUGAGGUUCACAAUGACCAGAGGUCCAGCUGUAAGCUAGCUUGCUUGCAAUCAUUGUUAAUCCAUGGAAUGGAGCAAAGGUUGACAUUCUCUCAUACAUACAGUAUGAAAAUGGCUGCAGGUAGCACUUUACCUCCAUGUUCGUCAUUGUGAAAGGUUCCCCUCUCACCCCCUCUGUAAUGUGUAACACUGGAUCCUCUGUGGAAGGGAAGAGUGCUAACAGGAAUCUCUACUUGUUGUCUGCUUAGAACAUCUGAAUUGGAGGUUUAGGCCCUACUCUCUGGUUUCUAUGAAAAUUUCCAUAGCAAGCCUCUUCACUAUAGCAAUACCACUUAGUCAUUUGAUACAGUCAGAGGUAGACUUGGGACUCCAGUGUCCACUGUCAGGCCACUACCAUGGUGGACAAAGACGCUAUGGCGAGUGGGGACAGGGCUGUGGAGGAAGAGGCUGAACUGGACCUGAAGGAGGGCGCCCCUGGAGAGCCUGACCCUGAGAUGGCUCUUCCCCCACCUGAGGACCCCUCAGACGGCCAGACCAAGACAGCCCGGACCUGGGAGUUGUCGGUGGUGUUCCUGUGUUUCUAUGGGUUUAUGGUGCAGCUGAAGCCUGGGGAGCCCUUUAUAACACCAAACCUGCUCAGCAUGGAGAAGAACUUCACCAGGGAACAGGUGACCAAUGAGAUAAACCCGAUCCUGUCCUACUCCUACAUGGCGGUGCUGGUGCCAGUCUUCCUCCUGACAGACGUCCUGCGUUACAAGCCCGUCCUAGUCCUCUCCAGCCUCAGCCAUGUGGCCAUCUGGCUCCUCCUCCUCCUGGGCUACUCCCUCUUAGAGAUGCAAUUCAUGGAGUUCUUCUACGGCAUCACCAUGGCAGCACGCGUGGCUUACUCCUCCUAUAUCUUCUCCCUGGUCACCCCAGAGCUCUACCAACGUGUGGCCAGCUACUCACGCUCUUGCGUCCUCAUGGGGGUGUUUGCCAGCUCGGUGCUGGGCCAGGUGCUGAUAUCCGUGGGCAGGCUCUCCUUCGCCACGCUCAGUGCUGUCUCCCUGGCCUUGGUGUCCUUCGGCCUGGUGCUCUCCUGCUGCCUGCCCUGGCCCAAGAGGUCCCUGUUCUUCAACAGGGCCCACCACGCUGCCCAGAGGAACCUCCAGGAGCAGGCUGCCGCCCAGUCGGAGCUGGCCAGGAUGAAGCAGGGCGAAGCGGGCUUGGGUUCAGGUGACACACUCUCCCUGGCCCCUCUCAGCUCUGGUUCCUCCUGGAGGGACUCGGUGUUUAUUCAGAUGCUGAAGGAGCUGAGGAACGUGCCCCGGAGGCCCAGCCUGAGACUGUGGAGCCUGUGGUGGGUGUUCAACUCCGCUGGCUACUACCUGGUGCUGUUGUACGUCCAUGUCCUGUGGAACAAGGUGUACCCCGCCACGGAGAACAAACACGUCUACAACGGAGGGGUGGAGGCUGUCUCCACACUACUGGGUGCGAUCACGUCGUUUGCAGCGGGCUUCGUGAAGAUCCGCUGGAACGUGUGGUCUGAGCUGGUGAUCGGCGUCAUCACGGCUCUGCAGGCUGGCCUGCUGCUUCUCAUGGGGACCACCAGUAACAUCUGGGUCUGCUAUGUGGCCUACUCCCUCUUCAAAGGUUUCUACCAGUUCCUCGUGCCAAUCGCCAUUUUCCAGAUCGCCUCGUCGCUCACCAAGGAGCUGUGUGCCCUGGUGUUUGGGGUCAACACUUUCCUGGCGACCAUUCUGAAGACCAUCAUCACCCUCAUCGUCUCUGACAAGAAGGGUCUGGGACUAGACGUGCACUCCCAGUUCCUGGUCUACUUCUUCUACUUUGCCCUGCUGACGGUUAUCUACCUGGGCUGUGCUGCCUGGGUCAUCAUUCGCCACUACAGGAACCAAUCGUCAGGAGGGGGAGGGGACACACGCCAGGCCACGCCCACUGAGCUAUGUUCCGUACCAUCAAACCCCUCGGAGACGGAACCUCUGGCCAAUGGGAACAACGUGAAGGCCUGAAAGGGAUAUUCCUGGAUGUUGGCAAUGAAGCCUUUUAUCUACUUCCCCAGAGUCAGAUUAACUCAUGGAGACUAUUUUUAUGUAUCUGCAUGCAGUUUGAAGGAAUUUGCUAACUAGCGUUAGCCAAAUUGCUAACUGCCGUUAGGGUAAUGACUGGAAGUCUAUCGGAACAGCUAGCAUGCAAGUUGUUCCUGUAGACUUCCAGUCAUUGCGCUAGCUAACGCUAGUUGGCAUUGGCUCGCGAAACUACCUCUAACUUCCUUCAUACUGGAUGCAGAGACAUACAAAUGGUAUCCAUGAAUUCAUGUGACUGUGGGGAGGUAGAUAAAGGGCCUCAUUGCCAACAUCCUCAACUAUCCCUUGAACAUAUUAUCAUCUUUACAUCAACACCUAAACCCCCUACACUGACAUUGAGUGGUCUAAAUGGUCUGGGAAUCUCUCGCUACGGUUUCCACACGACUGCACAAGGACAGAUGAGACUUAGAGGUGAGUCGAGACCUCAUGACACUUGGUUGGAUGUGUUGGUGGAGUGUAGUUUACCAGUAUUAGUGAACAGUCACUGUUCUCAGCCCUUAGUGCCUUAUCUGUUAUAUCCAGCGUGUAUUCAGUUCACCAAAAGGAUGUUAUUAUGGAAUACAUCUUUUUUCCUCAAUGUUUAAAGAAUUACAGGCAGCCCACCUACAUUACUACAAGAUAAAAAAGCUCACUCGAUCAAGCCUAAUGGUCUUGUAAGCAGCGGUGGAAAAAGUACCCAAUUGUCAUACUUGCUUAAAAGUAAAGAUACCUUCAUAGAAAUUGACUCAAGUAAAAGUAUUUGGUUUUAAAUAAACUUAAGUAUUAAAAAGUAAGAGUAUAAAUUAUUUCAAAUUACUUAUUAUGCAAACCAGAUGUCACAAUUACAUUUUUUAUGAAUCAGUAGCCAGGGGGACACUCCAACACUGAGACAUAAUUUACAAAUUAAGCACUUGUGUUUAGUGAGUCCACCGGAUCAGAGGCAGUAAGGAUGACCAGUGUUGUUAUCUUGAUAAGUGUGUGAAUUGGACCAUUUUUCUGUCCUGCUAAGCAUUCAAAAUGACACGAGUACUUUUGGGUGUCAGGGAAAAUGUAUAGAGUAAAAAGUACAUUAUUUUCUUUAGGAAUGUAGUGAUGUAAAAGUUGUCAAAAAUAUAAAUAGUAAAGUAUAGAUACUUCUUAAGUAGUACGUAAGUAUUAUUAAUUACUUUACACCACUGCUUGUAAGUAGCAAUACAUGACCUCGAAUGUGGUACAAAUCACAUUGUGGGAGCACCUCUUAGAGAAGGAAUUAGGCUGUUUGAGAAGGUUUGCAUCCUAAGCAACCUGCCUCAACAUUGUUUUGAAGUACAAUAGAUCAGCAUAUAGCUACUGUCGUAGGUCAAUUUAAGGAAUUUCCUUUUUUGGCUUUAGACCAAUCCCUACUUCUCACUCAAAACAGUGUUUUGUUUUUAAUAGUCAGAGUUUGGGCCUAGUUGUCAGCCUGAUGUUCUCAGAGACACUGUUGACAUGUAAUAUGUAGUGGCUGCUUUGCUCUUAUCCCAGAAACAUCCCAAAUGGUGUUAUCCACUGGUGAUUAUGUUCAGUUUUCCAAAUACAGGGUAAUCAUAUGUUCCCUGAUAAUGUUGAAGCACAUUUAUUUUCGUAACUCUGAGUGAGAAAAUAAUACAUCUCAAGUAGAGGGGACCAAUACGAAAUGAUCUACAGAAACAGUCUAAUUCUACUGGACUACUUCUUCUACUGAUGGAACAAUAGCCUGUUAUAUUCAGCAAAUGAUUCACUGUUUGCGAUCAUUAGGAAUUCUCGACAAUUGCUGCAAUUGUAUUGAUUAGCGAAAACAGUAUUUUUGAAUCUGUGUAUAUAUUGUUAGCUGUAUAGAAGUCCUCCAGUGAGAGAGGUGGAUCAUGAUUACUAUGUCAUCACAUUAGCAUUGCUUUAGAUUAAGCAGACACGUGACAGGAUGCAUUUUUGGGCCUCUGAAUGUUCCUGAAGAUUUUUCUUUGAAAAGUGUGAAAAGAUUUUCUAAAUGAAGCCCUUUGUGUGCAUGUUCACUACACUCCCAUUGUCUUAGGUUUAAUCAGCGAUUGCUUGUGAACAAAUCAGAUGCCACUUGUUUUAGCGCCUUCAAACUAAUCAUAUCAGUGCACUGUUUUAUUUUUUUAUUUCACCUUUAUUUAACCAAGUAGGCCAGUUGGGAACAAGUUAUGCUUGCUGCCAGUGAGUCAUUCAAUGCACCUUGUGUCAGGAAUUGUUUUAGCUACCAUUUUGUGUAUAGUUUUGCUUACGGGAGGGUGGGGUAAGUUGAGCCAUUUUUUUACGUUCAGCAUCAAUCCGAGACAUAUAGUAUUCUUUCUAACAAAGAUAUCUACAUAUAUUUCAGGAUGUUGUGUAUCCCUGGAAAUAAUCAGAAUUCAUGUAAACGUUACAGUUUUGAAGACAUAGGUUGUCUGGGGAAAAAAGUGCUCUCUUGGCACAACUUACCCCGGGUAUAUGGUAAAUUGAGCCGCGGACUAGGGUAAAUUAAGCCGCAUAGAAAUGUCUCUACUGAAUGAAAUAUUACCAAUAAUGUCUAUCUAUAUUUCCCGAACACAAUUGCUUUGUUUAAGCACCUUUUUAACACAGGCUUAACUCCUAACAAACACUGUAGUUUAUAUAUAUUUUUUAACAUUGGCCAGGCCCUGUUACCGCAUAUCCCAGUGAUAAUCCCUUGCAUUAUGCCUGGGAAGAAAACACUUCAAUUUGCUUAACUUGCCAUUGGCUCAACUUUUACCCCAAGGCAAACAUUUUGAUUAUAUUAGCACACAGAUACAAUAAAGCACUUUCAUGCUGAUGUAUAGAAUAAUCUUAAAAUGAUCUACUUUGCUUUAGAUACAAGCAUCAUGAAACCUUUAUAACAGAAAUUAAUUUGACUUGGUGAAAAUCUUAUUUUAUUUUUUAUAUACAUUUUUUUACUUUUUCCACGUGGUUUCUUCCUUCAGACUCCAUGAAAUGAUGACCUCUUCCUAGAUAUUUGGUCAAAUUAUAACAUUUUGUGUAUAGUUUCCUAGAAACAAGGGUGGCUCAAUUUACCUCUUUUGCUCAACUUACCCCACUCUCCCCUAUUUUUGUUUAAAUGUUUUCAUGCAGAUUUGUCAUUUCUCCCCCAGCAGUGCUAAUCAUAUGUUCAUUGUCAUCUUUUCUAAUAGGAAGCCCACAUGAAUGUGUAAACUGGAGUAUAGUUGUUAUGAACUACUGGAAAUGAGUUCUGAGGAUUUAGCUAUGAGCUGGCAGACCUUUAUUCUGCAUGUUAUUUUCCAGAAUUUUCGAAUGAGCUAUUUUGUAUUGUUUUAAUGCAGGGGUUCUCAAAAGUUGUUUUUUCUUCGUGACCCACCAAUUGAGCUGUCUUUUGAGUCUCGAUCCACCAUAAGGGUUGAGUGGUAAAAAAAACACACAUACCAAAGCAUAAAUACAAAAUAUGAUCUUGGCAGCGGACACAAUAUUUUGCAGUUUCAAAGCUAAUCCCCUGCAAUUCCAUAUCCCGCCAUGGAGCUGAAAUAACAUUUUUGCAAUUUUAAAACCAAUUUCCUGCAAUUCUAUGCAUUUUGCCAUGGAGCUGAGAUUUAGUUUGCUUUUAAGCAAAUUUCAUACAAUUCUAUGCAUUUUGACAUGGCUGGUGUUCUUAUGCACAAACAUAAAUUCUGGGCCUGAUUGUCUAGCUUUUAUUUUGUUGAUUAUAAAUUCUCAAAGAUUAUAGGCUAUUAUUGAAAAAUGUAUAGGUCCAUUCUCUUUUCUGCAUCCCAUCCCAGUUUGGGAACUACUGUUUUAAUGGAACAAUUUAUUUAUCUGUGUGCGUAAGAGUGAAAUUGGGUUUUCUUAAACGUUUGUCACUGAGGAAAUAAAAUGCAAAAUGAAGUUGAAAAUUGAAAAUAUCUUUUAGGCCUAUAUGUUUAUUCUUUGGAAUCUGACAACUCUAGGAACUCGUAUCUGGUGUACCCUUUACAUUCUAAAUGUGUUUAUACCAUACUUAAAGUACGCCCAUAAAUGCAGAUUACACCUACCCAUUUUCUUUUAUUGAAGUUGCCUUUAAUUUAAUUGCUGUGCAUAGGAAGUGGUUUGCUGAAUUCCUGUCCCCUUGAGUAAUCUUAGGACCAUCUUACUACAAAACUGAGAAGUCAUGUCAGAAUAUGGACUAGUAGUUGAGUGCCUAUUAAUUACAUGUAGGGUGGAUAAAAGAUGUGCGUGAACAAUACACGCACGUAACUUGAGAACGCGUGUACAAUGGGUCCGGAACACGAGAUAUGCAACUUGAACUUUGCACUGUUCUCUAAUUGAUUUAAAAGGUCAUAUCUCAAGAAGGUUUCAGGCUAUAGUGAUGAGGUUGUAGAGUAUACAAUGAUUUUUACAUGGUCAUAACAAAUACAAAGGUAUGAGAUUAAUUGCACCUAAUGGUCUAUAUGCCGUGCAGUAUACUAGCCAACGAGUUCAGUAUUGGAUUCACUAUAGGAUAAGAUUUGUAACGUUAACUGUCGGAAUUGUUCAUGUUUAUUAUUGUCACACUGACUUCAAUCAAUGCCGAAUCUACACUUUGGGUGAAUGACUGUGAACCUAUUUUGUUGCUGUAAAAAACAGACUUAUGUCAUUUUAUUUUUGAUUUACAAAUAAAGCAGUUUGGAAAAACAA
Salmo salar (Atlantic salmon) is the source of this 6910-nucleotide messenger RNA. Its product is annotated as reduced folate transporter. The record is from RefSeq and is a predicted model, not a curated record. Gene Ontology annotation, cellular component: basolateral plasma membrane; apical plasma membrane; plasma membrane. NCBI's taxonomy places the organism in Eukaryota, Metazoa, Chordata, Actinopteri, Salmoniformes, Salmonidae. Gene Ontology annotation, biological process: folate transmembrane transport. Gene Ontology annotation, molecular function: folic acid binding; folate:monoatomic anion antiporter activity.